This is a messenger RNA of Fonsecaea pedrosoi CBS 271.37, 804 nucleotides long. RefSeq lists its product as uncharacterized. Lineage: Eukaryota; Fungi; Ascomycota; Eurotiomycetes; Chaetothyriales; Herpotrichiellaceae. The transcript is spliced from 4 exons. Gene Ontology annotation, molecular function: transcription cis-regulatory region binding; zinc ion binding; DNA-binding transcription factor activity, RNA polymerase II-specific. The record is from RefSeq and is a predicted model, not a curated record. Bases 1 to 804 code for a protein of 267 amino acids. Gene Ontology annotation, biological process: positive regulation of transcription by RNA polymerase II. Gene Ontology annotation, cellular component: nucleus.
AUGGCGAACAUGGCGUCGCCAAAACCCGCCAAAUCAAAGUCCUCAGGGACUGUGAGGAGUCGUACAGGGUGCCAGACUUGCCGCACACGCAAGCUGAAGUGCGACGAGGCGAAGCCGAUCUGCGGACAAUGUCAAAAGUCGCGCCGCGACUGUGUGCGCUCUGACCCAAUCACCUUCCGCCAUCACCAGAACUCGAGUUUUGGCAAGGAUGGCCAAGAACACUCCCUCGACAGUUUCUUCAAGUACAGCCAAACCUACAGCGAAGAAGAUCUGAAGGCGUUUCUACCGGUGCCACAACAGCUGACUUGGAUUCAUGUCUCCGACCCAACUGCAGAAGAUGCGAAUGCAGUCACUCCUCCUCGCACGCCUACCACCUCUGACAUGGUUCAGCAAGUCGCAGCUCACACUUUAGAGGCUCUGUCGACUGCAGCAGCUGACCAGACCUCAUAUCCUCCCCAGGGCACUGCCUACUAUACGACAGCCAACCCUGCAACAGAUUCUCACCCUGAGUAUGGAUUCGUGCAAGCCGAGCCUGCCAGCUCUACUAGUGGUGGCCUGUCCAGAAACAUUCACUAUUACCUCAGCAACUCGUCUCCUCAAGCUCAGACUGACGCUUCCCUGAUCGACCCAAACCUCGAGUCCACUGUGACUGCGACCUCUCAUGAAGGCGAGCAAAUGGACGAGGCGCGUGAUCUCAAAGCAGAAAGCGAGGACGAGGAACGCAAAGAACAGGAAGACAGCCUGACUGAUGCAGACACCAGGGUCGCUAUGGCGCUCAGAACUUUUAACGAACUCCAAACAUAG